Bemisia tabaci is the source of this 3382-nucleotide messenger RNA. The record is from RefSeq and is a predicted model, not a curated record. Lineage: Eukaryota; Metazoa; Arthropoda; Insecta; Hemiptera; Aleyrodidae.
AGCUUAAUUAUUAUAAAGUGAUUAGUUGAGUACUAUGAGCGGAAUCCUGAAUCAGAUUCUAAUAGGAAUUUGAAACCACAUUACAGGUCUUGCAGUAAAACUUUUGGUGCUGUAUUUGUCAACCGACUACCUGUCCAUAAGUGCAACUGCAAAAUGCCGCAGAAAAGCCAUAAGAAAAUUAAAAAGGAACAGAAAACCAAAGUCAAAGUGAAGUCAUCCAAGACUGAGUUGCCAAAAGGUCAAAAUGUCACGGAUACAAGCUUCAAAGUCCGAAAAAUUCAAUUAAAAGAGCAGUUUCCUGGACACGAUGAUUCUGAAAGUACACCAGGAAGGAAAUUGAAUAUAAAGGAAUUAAUAUCUCGAUUGAGACACCACAACUCAAAAAUGCGAAGCAGUGCUCUAUCUGGUUUGCGAGAUGUUGUCUUGUCCAGAGAGGAGGAAGUUUUGAAAUCCUUUUUUGUCACAAUAUUGGAGGCCACCGCUCAACUUGCCAUGGAUGAUGACUCAGCUGUGCGUCAAGCAGCUAUCUCUCUUCUUGGCAGCAUUCUCUCCAAGGUGAAGGAAGAAAAAUUAGUGCCUCUUUUGGAGCCAUUGAUGCGUUAUUUGGCAUGUUGCAUGAGCCACCUAAAUGCAGACAUCCGCACAGACUCAUUACACUUGAUCGAUGUGCUGUUAACGCUACCACCUCAUUGUAGCAGUGAACUCUUCAUGGCCACAAUUUUCCCUCGUUUUUUGGACAUGAUCUCAUCUUCUGGUGAAAAGGGCGAUUCAAAACGAUCUUUACUUGUAGACUUGCAUGUGAAUACUACCUCUACAUUAUGGAGAGUUGGAGUGCUUAUUAGGCUUCACCGGCUUUUGGAAGCCAUCAGUCAAUCCUGCUCCCUGAAAGUGACAGGUGAAAAUAAAGUCAACAAUAUGAAAAGUAUUACCUGGUCGGAAGAGGAAUUUAUUCACUUACCAUUGUAUCAUUCAACAUCUAAAAAUUAUUCAAAAUUUGAGCCUCUAGAAUUGAACAGACUAGCAUUCCAAAAGCGGACAGAGUUAGGAUCUAACAAUGUGCAGUAUUAUGCCAAUGUCUUAAUGCCUCUCUUGAUGGAUUCUUUCACAGAAGUAACAACUGAGUUUCGUCAUUCCCAUGAAGUGUUUCUAAUAUCCCUUGAGGCUGCUGCAUUGCUCUCGUGUAUCACAGGCAUCAUUUUAUCUCUUUGGGACUUGCUGUCCUCUUUUAAUUCAUCUGGUGAUCAGCUCACUUGGUUUAGGCGCACUUAUGCAGAACCUAUUCGAAAAAAAUUUAUUCUUGAUAAAUUUCCCUACAACAUAGGGAUCAGCAAUCGAACUGAGGAAAGCCAGGAAAUAUUUGAACUGUUUGAAAAAAGUAAGCGAUCUAUGGACCAAACAUGCGUGGAACAAAACAUUAAUUUGUGUCAUAUAGCUGCAUUGAUGGUGCCUCAAGCUUACCCAGAAUCAAUGGCAAAAUACAUUUUCGGUUAUUUAGAUGAAGUAGAGAACAUGAGCAGACUGAAAGCCAAUACUUUGAUUUCAUGUUUGAGAGCUCUAAUUGAUGCCAAAAAGAACAGAAGAGGGCCUCUAAAGGGUGUAGAUUUUCCUCAACUCAUCCACAAGGUAGUGGCGUUAUAUUUUAAAUUCAAAAAAACACAUGACGGCGAGACAACUCUGAGUCUUCUACAUCUGUUAUCAUCAGUAGUUAUGGAUCCCCAGUUCAAAAAACUUCACAGAGAUAAGCAGUUAACUCGUUGGUUAGGAUCAUUGCCAGAGUUGCUAUGUCAAGAGAUAAUUUGUUUCAAAACUGUUAAAAUAGUCGUUAAAAUCGCUACCCAUGCUCCUCCUGGAUUUUUGUUUGGCUUAGAAACCUGGAUUGAGGCCAUUCUAGAUAAUCUGCCGCAGUUUUCACUCACGGACAAUGAAGAUAAUUUAGAUGAGGCAAAAGGACUCAUUGCAGGACUUGUAUAUUAUAUAAAAAAUUGGGACGAAGAUCUUGUGAAGAGCAUUGCUCGGGGCGUAAGCACAAAUUACUUCGGGACGUCGCUCAGCUCUUACAUUAAGGACUUAGUUGAAGAUAGGAUUGGAUCAAGUUUACCUGAAUCUGAAAAAGUGGCUACAGUUUGACAAAAACCAUUGUAAAUAUCAAGGCUUUACCAGGACUCAAAUUUUUGAGUGGAAUCGACCUAUCCUUUAACAACUAUAAAUAACAUGAGUUUUUUAUAGUUCAGUACAAUUUAACACCAUUGCUUUUUUAAGCAAGGAAUCUGAAAUUUUAGUCAAUUAAAGUAAUUCAUCGUAAGUUCAAAAGCUUGAACCGAAAUUUCAUUGACAGUGCUAUCUAGUCAUUUGCAAUUCAAAGUUCGUCCAGAUUAAACCAGGCAAAAUGCAAUUUUAUUCAAAAUCCAGAAUAGUUCAAGAGAUUGGAACUUCCUCCUCAAAUCCUUACUUUCACAGAAACAUUUGGUAAAAGAAUUAACUUGCAAUACUGUCAUGCUAAUAAGGAAGAACGCCUUAUGAGCCUUUGAACGUCACUGCAUUUCCUUUAAUAAAGUACGAAUUUUUGGAGAAACUUUUGAAUACAUUUCUUCUAAAUAUUCAUAGUAUUUUACAUGCAUUUUUUUCUAAAAUGUAUGAAAAUUUGGAACUGAACAAACAAAUUCAUGUCAUUUGGGGAAAUUGGGAAAAUCAAAAAUUUUUACAUGGCGUUCCUCUUUAGCACGACAGAAUAAUUUUCUUUGAUGAAAGAAUUUAUAAGAAGAUUGUAAGAGCUCUUUCAUAAAGUAUAAUUUUGAAUCUACUGAAAGAAUCUCUAUUCUGAACAAGUGUGUGACCAAGAGCCAAUGGAUCUAAAGAAAAAAUUUUGGAAACAUGAUAAUAAUUUUUUUGUGGGCAGAAUGCAAAAAUUGUCCAGCUGUAGUUAAUCCGAAACAUUGAAUGAGAUAUUCUAUGGCAUUUGUCUAGCCCUAUGCACAGUCAAGCUCCUCUUGGGUGAUGUAACCCAUUACACAUGCAAGAUAGAGAAGUAAAUAGUGAAUGAACUUGACCCAAGUAGGUCUUGGAAAUUCAGCUCCGAUGUCCCGAAAAUCCCUCUGGUGCAGCUCUACGCAGAAAGUAAGCGGCCAAGAGAAUUCAUUCCAAGAAUGAGAUGCAAAAUUCCUAAAAUUGCAAAUCAUCUCUUAAGCUACAGGUGCCACGCAGUUUUCCUUCAAUAUUUUGAGUUGUUGAAAAUUAAUUAUAAUGCUUUGGCUUUGGGCUGUAGAUUUUCAGUAAUAUCACUGUUGCUUUUAAAGUGAUAUUUUAUCAUGUACAAUUUUCAGAACAUUGUUGUAAACAUUGAAGCUCAGUUAAAGUAAUAAACCAAUUUCUUUUUUAGUGUGGC